Molecule: messenger RNA, 837 nt
Organism: Lichtheimia ornata
Lineage: Eukaryota; Fungi; Mucoromycota; Mucoromycetes; Mucorales; Lichtheimiaceae
Exons: 1
Coding region: 1-837 (278 amino acids)
Cellular component (GO): RNA polymerase II transcription regulator complex
Molecular function (GO): DNA-binding transcription activator activity, RNA polymerase II-specific; transcription cis-regulatory region binding
Source: RefSeq, a predicted model, not a curated record
AUGAGCAACACUGGAAGUGAUACCGACACCUCAUCAGUAGGAGCGCAGCGUCGUAAAGGAGUUAUUGACACCCGGCGAGCUGAACAAAAUAGAGCAGCACAACGAGCGUUUCGUCAAAGGAAGGAACGCUAUGUCAAGGAAUUGGAGAACAAGGUGCGUGAUAUGCAAGGCCUUCAAAACCGGGUUGAGAACUUGGAGGAUGAGAAUGCACGAUUAAGGCAGCGUAUAUGGGAGCUGUCUCAUCGACCAUCCACUACAUCAUCUUCUUCUUGGAGUCCAAGCGACGAAGAAUCGGCCCCGCCCUUAUCCACUUCAAGGUCUUCUACAACUACUACAACUACCGCUACUGCUGCUAUUCCUUCUACAAAACAUCACACUACUCGGCGAUAUCAUCCAUAUUCAACCGCUUCUACAACAUCUACUCCUCUUCCUCCUCCAACUUUACAUCCACCAACAACAUCAUCUCCCCCACCACCAUCAUUGAAUCGAUCAUCAGCAACACCAUUGCAUCCCACUGAUCGAUCACGUAAUAUUGCCCAUCAAGCACCCUCCUACUAUGCAACCAAGGAUCAUCAUCGUCAAAGUAAUGGUGGUGGUGGUACAGAAGAAAGUCGUGUAUUGGAUGAUCUAAUCACUGUAUUGCGUUCACGUCAUCGACCUCCCAUUCCAUCCCAUCUUGGAAGCGUUGGUAGUGCUGGUGGUGGUGAUUCUUCUUCAUCAUCCAAUUCAGAAAGUCCUCCUCCACCACCAACGGUAUCCUUGUCGACACCCAUAGAAACCCAACAACCACCAUCCCAACCACAACAACAACAGGUCAAAGCGCCCAUUCACUCAUGA